Messenger RNA from Actinia tenebrosa (Australian red waratah sea anemone), 544 nucleotides. Its product is annotated as DNA-directed RNA polymerase III subunit RPC9. The record is from RefSeq and is a predicted model, not a curated record. Gene Ontology annotation, molecular function: nucleotide binding. Lineage: Eukaryota; Metazoa; Cnidaria; Anthozoa; Actiniaria; Actiniidae. Gene Ontology annotation, biological process: transcription initiation at RNA polymerase III promoter. Gene Ontology annotation, cellular component: RNA polymerase III complex.
UCGGCUUUCUGAGGAAAAAGAAAGAAACUCUUCCAAAGUGUUGAAAUUGAUUUGAGAAAUGAAAGAAAUGAAAUAAAAACCAUGGAAGUGUUGAACGACAAGRCCGCUAUGCUCAGUAACUACGAGGUCUACCAGUUAUUACAAGAAACAGAAAACAAAACCAGCUCCAAAUCAAAGAGUUCCAAAAAGCAUCAAGUCAAUCUGGCAACAAUUUCAUAUGAGGCCAGAAAAUACCUUGAAAAGACACCAAGUAAAUACCAGAACCAAGAAGUCAUAGAAAAKUUUUUAAGAGAUGUUGCAUCAUUUAAUUUAACGAAAGCAGAGAAACUACAGUUGCUGAACCUAAGGCCUGAAACUCCUGUAGAAAUACAACUGAUUAUUGAAGAAACUGAAGAAAGAUUAAAGACUGAAACAGAGAUACAAGAACUAUUAGAUAUUGUUGCAAAAUUACCAUCUGAAAAGAAAGAAGAUGUUGAUGAGGAAGAAGGGAAUUUAAGUGAGCCAAAUGAAGAAGAAAAUGAUGUUGAAAUGGAAAAUUAAUAAA